Orycteropus afer afer is the source of this 1168-nucleotide messenger RNA. RefSeq names its product forkhead box F1 (gene FOXF1). Gene Ontology annotation, cellular component: nucleus. Gene Ontology annotation, biological process: regulation of transcription by RNA polymerase II; animal organ morphogenesis. The record is from RefSeq and is a predicted model, not a curated record. Gene Ontology annotation, molecular function: RNA polymerase II cis-regulatory region sequence-specific DNA binding; DNA-binding transcription factor activity, RNA polymerase II-specific. NCBI's taxonomy places the organism in Eukaryota, Metazoa, Chordata, Mammalia, Tubulidentata, Orycteropodidae.
CAGCGGCGGCAGCGGCGGCGGCGGCAGCAGGCACCCGAUGUCUUCGGCGCCCGAGAAGCAGCAGCCACCGGGCGGCGGCGGCGGGGGAGGCGGCGCGGCCAUGGACCCCGCGUCGUCCGGCCCCUCCAAGGGCAAGAAGACGAACGCGGGCAUCCGGCGCCCGGAGAAGCCGCCCUACUCGUACAUCGCGCUCAUAGUCAUGGCCAUCCAGAGCUCGCCCACCAAGCGCCUGACGCUCAGUGAGAUCUACCAGUUCCUGCAGAGUCGCUUCCCCUUCUUCCGCGGCUCCUACCAGGGCUGGAAGAACUCGGUGCGCCACAACCUCUCGCUCAACGAGUGCUUCAUCAAGUUGCCCAAGGGCCUCGGGCGGCCCGGCAAGGGCCACUACUGGACCAUCGACCCGGCCAGUGAAUUCAUGUUCGAGGAAGGAUCGUUCCGCCGGCGGCCGCGCGGCUUCCGAAGGAAAUGCCAGGCGCUCAAGCCCAUGUACAGCAUGAUGAACGGGCUGGGUUUCAACCACCUCCCGGACACCUACGGCUUCCAAGGCUCGGCCGGUGGCCUCGCGUGCCCACCCAACAGCCUGGCGCUGGAGGGCGGCCUGGGCAUGAUGAACGGCCACCUCCCAGCCAACGUGGACGGCAUGGCCUUGCCCAGCCACUCGGUGCCCCACCUGCCCACCAACAGCGGCCACUCGUACAUGGGCAGCUGCAGCGGCGCGGGGGCCGGGGAGUACCCACACCACGACAGCUCGGUGCCUGCCUCCCCGCUGCUGCCCUCGGCUGCCGGUGGGGUCAUGGAGCCCCACGCCGUCUACUCGGGCUCCGCGGCCGCCUGGCCGCCCUCAGCCUCGGCCACCCUCAACAGCGGCGCCUCCUACAUCAAGCAGCAGCCCCUGUCCCCCUGCAACCCCGCGGCCAACCCCCUGUCCGGCAGCGUCUCCACGCACUCCCUGGAGCCACCAUACCUGCAUCAGAAUAGCCACAGUGGCCCGGCUGAGCUGCAAGGCAUCCCGCGAUAUCACUCACAGUCACCCAGCAUGUGUGACAGAAAGGAGUUCGUCUUCUCUUUCAAUGCCAUGGCGUCCUCGUCCAUGCACUCAGCCGGUGGCGGCUCCUACUACCACCAGCAGGUCACCUACCAAGACAUCAAGCCCUGCGUGAUGUGAGGC